Owenia fusiformis is the source of this 381-nucleotide messenger RNA. Lineage: Eukaryota; Metazoa; Annelida; Polychaeta; Sabellida; Oweniidae. The record is from the annotation of a GenBank genome assembly.
AUUUAUAUCAGUUUUAUUUUACUGUGCAGUCCCGCGCCAAAAUGUGGAAACAUUUGGUCAUGCUCUCCACAUCUGUACAGUCUAUGAUUUAUUUCAAAAUAAGAUGGAGAAUGUGGAACAGACAAUCAAAAAGGCCAUAAUUGAUGAUUUAUGGCGACAGGCUUUAAAAGCAUUAAUAGCAAGGAAGAAUACAACUUAUUUCAAACAACUCCUUCGGGAAGAGGCAGCGAAUUCGAUUUUUCCAAACAUGCUAAGGAAUCUUCAAAGAAGCAUGUUGACAAGCGACGUAUACUUCAAACUUCACGAACUAGCGCAACUCGGGGACCUUAAUUACGAUCUCGUUCGGUCGUUCAGAGAUACUGUGUAUGGGGCCGAAGACAA